UCCGGAUUUGCUUCCACGCAAAGGCACGCCCACACAGGCAUUGCAAAUCGAGUGCAUGAGACUCUACUCUCCCGGCCGAUUAUAGAGCGGAUGGAAGGCGUGACUAGUUGACGAUCUGGGAGUCACUGCAGCUCAGCAACAAUGAAGGUGCACAUUAAGGCCUGGAAUGGAGUCGCCUCUUGGCUGUGGGUUGCAAAUGAUGAGAAUUGCGGGAUCUGUCGUAUGGCAUUUAAUGGCUGCUGUCCUGAUUGCAAGGUUCCUGGAGAUGACUGUCCUUUGGUAUGGGGCCAUUGUUCCCACUGUUUCCAUAUGCACUGUAUUCUGAAGUGGCUCAAUUCUCAACAAGUACAGCAACAUUGCCCAAUGUGCCGACAGGAGUGGAAAUUCAAGGAGUGACUCACAGACUUGGUUCAAUAAAGGGCCUGUAGAGUGUGUUAGGGGCAAGAAUUUCUAUUGAUCUGUCUAAAGCUAGGUACACACUCUCUCACAUUUUUCGAUCAGCCAGAUAAAUCGCCAGACUUCUGACAGUGGAAGGUCCGAUAUCCGUACUACACAUUGUUUUUUACAGAUUUUCUGCUACACCAUACUGAAUUUGCUUAUAUCUACCCACCCGAAGGAUGAGGUAAUCAGAAUAAAUAGUAGGAAAUAUGGGCAAGUUAGCGAGAAUUCCCACACUGCAUGAUAUCGGGACCUUUAGACCGAUAUCUUCUGUGAAGUCUGUUUGAUUUGAUAAUCGAAACUGAUCUUUCUUGGCGUUUUGGGCCAUUUAAUUGGCGUGUAAAAUGGUCAUUGCCUACAUACUACACCGAAAAACUAGCUGACCACCCAAUUUGUUGUCAAUCUGCCCCAAAAUGGUAUAGUGUGUACCUAGCUUAACCCUCUAAAUCAGAUGUAGGUAACUUGUGGAACUAUAAGUCCAAGCACAGAUUCUGACAUUUGUAGAGCCACAGGUUGACAAAGCAUACUUGUAUGAGGUGAUCCAUAGGAUUUGUGGCUAAUGAGGUGAAUUAUUCAGUUGUUUGGGAUACCAGAACAUACUCCAUGUGCAUCUUAUAUGGGUAAUGCUUUCUGUAUAUACAGGUUGAGUCUUUUUCCAUAUUUUGCAUACCAUGAUAAUCUGUAUCUUGGGGGUGGGACCCAAGUCUGCGCACAGAAGGCAUUUAUGUUUCAAAUAUGCCUUAUACACACAGGCUGAAGGUAAUUUUAUAGAAUAUUUGUAAUAUUGUGCAUGAAGCAAAGUUUAUGUACAUUAAACCAAGAGAAAGGAAGGGUAUCGCUAGCUCAGUCGCUCUCAAAAAGUAGCGUAUAUUGGAUAUGGGAGUCAGCCUGUAUAUACAGUAUCGUCACUCCUGGGUAACAUCUCCAGAAGGAUAGGCAUACAGAGUGAGCAUUGACACCUACACCUUCCCUCCCCCAUAUGCUACUUCAAGUGCCAAACCCUCGCUUUGUUUUAUUAAAAAUGCCCUGUAUAAUAUACUGCGUAUAAAUUUACAGAUGCUACCCACUUUAUUUUUAAAUUAGAACUUUCCCUGUCUGCAGAGAAAACAAUCAUUUCAGUGUGCAAAUCCAAUAAAGCACUUUGAUGUAUUCUGCUUAACAAUA
Messenger RNA from Pseudophryne corroboree (corroboree frog), 1602 nucleotides. RefSeq names its product anaphase promoting complex subunit 11 (gene ANAPC11). The transcript has 3 exons. Gene Ontology annotation, cellular component: anaphase-promoting complex; nucleus. The record is from RefSeq and is a predicted model, not a curated record. Bases 142 to 396 code for a protein of 84 amino acids. NCBI's taxonomy places the organism in Eukaryota, Metazoa, Chordata, Amphibia, Anura, Myobatrachidae. Gene Ontology annotation, biological process: anaphase-promoting complex-dependent catabolic process; protein ubiquitination; positive regulation of mitotic metaphase/anaphase transition. Gene Ontology annotation, molecular function: cullin family protein binding; zinc ion binding; ubiquitin protein ligase activity.